AUGACUGUCACUGUGGUCCAGGUGUGGACUGUAAUCCUCAGACAGGCUGUGGUGGAAACUGUGCUGACGGAUGGGAUGGGUCGACUUGCCAGAGGCGUGAGUUGUGAUGGAGGAGAGUAUGGCCCUGACUGUGGGCAGAGAUGUGGAUACUGUGCUGAGGGAAGAACAGUCUGUGACAGAACAACAGGAGAAUGUCCGGAUAGGUCACCGAUUCCUAGAUGUCAGGCCGGAUACCAGGGAAGGAAGUGUGAUGAAAAGUGCACAGCAGGUACUUAUGGUGCGGACUGUAAGCAGCCUUGUGGUCAAUGUGCAGGUGGCUCAGAUAAGUGUGACAGAGUGGAUGGGUGGUGCCCAAGCACAGAGACACCAAGAUGUGCCCCAGGCUGGACGGGGAACAAGUGUAAGACAGAGUGUUUGCCAGGCCGCUAUGGAGGAGGCUGCAGAGAGUAUUGUGGAAACUGUCGAGGUGGGAGGGAUAAAUGUGAUAAGGUUAAUGGAGCAUGUCCAGAUGAGGGAGGAGUAAAAUGUGCUGAUGGUUACGAUGGUAACUUGUGUAAGACAGAGUGUUUGCCAGGCCACUAUGGAGGAGACUGCAGAGAGCAAUGUGGGAACUGUCGAGGUGGGAAGGAUAAAUGUGAUACGGUUAAUGGAGUGUGUCCAUAUGUGGGAGGAGUAAGAUGUGCAGAUGGUUACCUAGGUGAUCAGUGUAAGACAGAAUGUGAUGAUGGCUACUAUGGCAGUAACUGUGCUGAAGAGUGUGGAAACUGUGUUGAUGGUUCUGGAUCCUGUCAUCACACUGAUGGCAGCUGCCAGGGUUGUGCCGCUGGCUGGAAAGGAACUGUCUGUAAGACAAACUGCAGCUCGUACAGAUGGGGUCCUGACUGUGAGGAGACCUGUGGUCAGUGUCAUGACGGAGCUGUCUGCGACCUGGUCAGUGGGGAAUGUCCCACGGGGGAUCCCCGCUGUGACACCGGACACAUAGGACUUCGCUGUACACCACUAGUCAUCGACUACACUGGUGUGAUUAUCGGCUCUGUGAUGAGUGUCAUUGUGGCAGCAGCUAUCAUUACCGCUUUGGUCCUCGUCGUAAGAAGACGUCAGUCUGGUUCCCCAGAUGGUACAGAGAGCUCAGCCAGGAACACUGGCGUCACAUACGAGGUUCCCAUUCCUGAGGUGCCAAAUGCCGGACAUGACUCCGACACGGUCACGUACUACAACAUGGCGGUCGAGGAGGAGGGUCAUUAUGAAACUGUCACCGAGAAGGAGUAUGACAAGAUCCGCUUCUCCCUGCUGGAGACAGACAAGGACACCAAUUACACCAAUCUGAGCUCCACUGUCUACCCAAACACAAGAGUGUCGUCAACCAAACAGUGAAGAAUGUGUGUAUGCAAACGCUAUUAAAUCCUUUCUUUCAGAGGCAUUUGUUCAUAAAAAUCAGGAGCAAAUUCCCCUAAGCCAUUUGUGACUUUAUUCAAGAUUUGAAUACCAUUUUAGAGGUUAUUGUUUGAUCCCAGUAAUUCCAAUAUUGACCACCACAUUACUGUUAUCAAAUGUCUCAAACUUUCAGCACCAAAAAAUGAACACUGUGAUGAGGUUUUGAAUUGAAAUUAAAAGUGGCUUUGUGAAAUUGACACCAGGAUUUAUUUCUUGAAAUACAUUUAAAUACUGUUCGAAAUUUAACCAAAACCCUUGUGAAUUAACAUCACGUCCUAAAAUAUAUUCGGCGUGUCUGUUUUAAAUAUUCCGGCAGGUUGAUGGUGUAAUGAAAUAAUCAGGUCAAUUCCUUACAAAACAGUUAGAUAGUUUGGCUCUGAGUACAUGUAUUAUGACGUCACAAUCACAUUUACGAAAUUGUCUUUUACCGUCAUAUAUUGUAAUAUACUUGUCCAGCUUGGUCACCUUUACAUGUUACUUAUCCAUUUCUUCACUUCCUUAAUUGUCACAGAGGAGAUAAAAUUUACCUAGUUUGAUGAAAUAUACUGAUGAGAUGCUCUGUCGCAUAUUAAAUUGUUAUAUACUUGCUCAGCUCUGUUGCAUAUUGAAUUGUUACAUACUUGUUCAGCUGUGUCAGAGAUUAAAUUGGUGUACGCUUGUUCAGCUCUGUCGCAUACUGAAUUGCUAUAUACUUGUUCAGCUUUGUCAUAUAUUGAAUUGUUAUAUACCUGUUCAGCUCUUACAUAUUGAAUUGUUAUAUACUUGCUCAGCUCUGUCGCAUAUUGAAUUGUUAUAUACUUGUUCAGCUAUGUCACAUAUUAAAUUGUACACUUGUUCAGCUCUGUCACACAUCGAAUUGUUAUAUACUUUGUCAGCUCUGUUGCCUAUUGAAUUGUUAUAUACUUGUUCAGCUUAUUCAGCUUAGUCACAUAUAGAAUUGUUUUAUACUUGUUCAGCUGUGUCAGAGAUUAAAUUGGGGUACACUUGUUCAGCUCUAUCGCAUAUUGAAUUGUUAUAUACUUGCUCAGCUCUGUCGCAUAUUGAAUUGUUAUAUACUUGUUUAGCUAUGUCACAUAUUAAAUUGUACACUUGUUCAGCUGUGUCACAUAUUAAGUUGUUAUAUACUUGCUCAGCUCUGUCGCAUAUUGAAUUGUUAUAUACUUGCUCAGCUCUGUCGUAUAUUAAAUUGUUAUAAACUUGCUCAGCUCUAUCGCAUAUUGAAUUGUUAUAUACUUGUUCAGCUCUAUUGCAUAUUGAAUUGUAAUAUACUUGUCCAGCUUUGUCACCUUUACAUAUUACAUAUGUAUUUCUUCAAUUCCUUAAUUGUCACAGAGGAGAUAAAAUUUACCUAGUUUGAUGAAAUAUUGUACCUGAUGUUUUAUUUAUGUAUUAUGUAUUUGUGUAUGGUUUAAAGUAAAAUGUUUCAGAUGUAAUCCUGCCGUGAACUGUUGGUGAGGAAUGACAUUGGACAGUACACCACAGCUGUAUUUGCAAAAAGGGUUAAUUAACAGAUUAAACCCGGCGCAUCAAUCAAAAUACUCAUUCUGAAAGUUACAGAAGAGAACUGCUUCAACAUCAAUGAACCACAUGUACAUUUACACACAUUUGGAAUAUAAUUAACCUGGUCAAAUCACUUUUCCCGUGCAGGAUACAGGAGUGUUCAUACUUUAAUCAUUAAAGACAGCCGACCGAUGUGCUUUCUGUAUAGUAACUCUGACUGUACAUGCGUGUCUACUAACACAAAAGUGCGGUCUGCUGCCGUAACUUACGUAAUAGCAGAUAAUAUGUACGCUACUCCAACACAAACUGCUGCUCAAUGUCUCUCUCUAAAACACUUGACUUGAUCAACAAUAUAGUACUCACAACGAAUUGGUCUUGGACAUGUGUAAAUGGCCGUGUAAAUGUACAUGUAUACAUACAUAUAUCCAUAUAUCUGCAUAAGUAAGCCCGAAAAAUUAAAAAAUUUAUCUGAUAGUUAAGAAUAUAUAAAUGUAUAUAUGCAUUUGGCCAUGACACAUUAAAUAUUCCAGUUCAAUUACCGGAUAAAUUUCAAAUUAAACUACAAAUAUUAGGGAACAAUAAAUAUAUGAAGUAGACGGGAAAAUGACGUCAUUAUGUUUGUGUACCAAGCUACAGGGUACCAAAAGUGAAAAGUCACGGUUAACAAAACGUACAAUCUAUUUGUAUUGUCUUUGACCAUUUUUUAGUAUCCUUCCAGUGAGCCCAAAUCGUUGUUUAUCCGAUAAGUAGAUAAAUAAUUACCAUUCAAAACUAUACGGAAGAUUGGCCCUCAUUUCUGAUUAAUAGUUGUCUCCUUUAGGCAAAUCCCAAUUCUCAAUAUAUAAGUUGAAAAUACUCACCUUAGUGAUAAUAUUUGUAAACAAACUGUCAUUGUUAAUAACUUCCUCAUGAUACUUUAUUGUGCCAGUAACCCACCUCUCCCUAUACGCUUCUGUCUGGGACUGGUGCUUCUGAGGACGUACUAUGUACGCACCUUUACACCUCGUAUUUUUUGUGAUUUAUUUUGAAAUUCUUACUUGUAUGUACUGGUCUAUGUUACACGUGAUCUUACCGAUAACUACAUGCGUAAUAAACAAAAAUUCGAGCUGUUAUCAAGUGAGUACGAUGGUAACCAGGCUAGAACAUGUGCUUCUUUCUUUCUUAAAUGUUGUUACGUCAUGGAUUACCUAAGUCAAUAUCGUGUGGCAAUCGGGACUUGGUAUAACUUUGUGUGCUGUAAAAGCAGGGUACACCUAAUCAAACUUAUAAACUUGCUGAAUGAAUUAACAGUGAUUUGUAAUGCUACUGACUCUUUACUAUUUUGUGUUAUUAUAGGUAUUCUUUGUAUGUUAAACAACUUGAAUUACGUUUUAAUUGUCAUUAUCGCAUUACUGCUGCGAUGCGGAGAUAUACAUAAAAAUCCGGGACCACCAAGCUCGCAUAACUUAAGAUGUUGUCAUUUUAAUGCUAGGAGCCUUCUGGCUCAGUCUGAUGAUCAAAUGUCAUCAUAUUCUAAGUUAGACGAAGUCUCAACCGUACUUGUAAAUGAACAUGAUUACGAUAUUAUUUGUGUAACAGAAACUUGGCUUAGUUCUGCCAUACCAGAUGAAAGAGUUAAUAUAGAAGGGUACUACAUUAUAAGGAAAGACAGAGAUAGGCAUGGUGGGGGUGUUGCCAUUUAUUGUAAGUCAUCAUUGAAUAUCACACGCAGAUUAGAUCUUGAAAAUGAAAAUGAAAUGCUAUGGAUUACAAUUGAAUUGUUCAAUAGAAGUGUAUUAGUUGCUGUAUGUUACCGCCCUCCUAACCAAUCAACGGAAUCACGGGAUCUUUUUAUUGAUAACUUUGAUUCUACUCUCACUUCUGUUAUAUCAGAAAACCCACAUGCUUUACUAAUAUUUGGUGAUUUUAACGAUCGCUGCACUGACUGGAAUAAAUACCAUGAUAAGAGUGAAUUAAAAAUGAAACUUUUCGACCUUUUGGCUGGAAAAAAUUUAUUUCAAAUACUGAAUGAGCCGACAAGAUAUACGGAAGAUAGUGCUUAUUUAUUAGAUCUAAUAAUCACUGACAAUAUGAGAUAUGUAAUAGAUUACGGAGUGGCUUGUCCCAUGGCUAAUCUUGACCACUGCACGAUCUAUUGUAAACUGGAUGUUCUUUGCAAUGAUAAACCUAAAUCUUUUAAAAGACAUGUAUGGGACCUUAAAUGUGCUGAUAUAGACCGUCUACGUAACUUACUGUCUGUCUCACCCUGGGAUAUAUGUGACGUUUUCACUGAUAUAAAUGACAAAGUGUAUGCAUGGUCAAAUCUUUUUCUGUCAUGCUGUAAGGAAACUAUCCCAAAUAAAGAAAUUACCGUGAGACCUCGCGACAAGCCCUGGAUGACCAAUGAUGUGCGAUAUAAGUUACGAAUUCGAAAUAGAUGCUUUAAAAAGUAUAAAAGAUCUAAAAAUGAAAAAGAUAAAUUUCGCUUCUAUAUAGCCAGAAGGGAGGCCAACACAGCCAAAAGAGAGGCUAUUCGUCGCUAUGCUACACGUCUAAAAACCAAACUAUCUGACCCAAAUCUAGAUACCAAGACUUACUGGUCUUCAAUGAAAUCAAUGUUGGGUUCUAAAGCAAAACCUCCAAUACACCACUACUUGUAAAUGGUAAAAAUGUAUCCAGUGAUAUUGAUAAGGCCAAUGCUUUCUGUGCAUUCUUUGCAUCACAUUCUGACCUUCCAUCUCCUGUCCCCGACUUGCCGGACUUCUCCUUCGUUACUACAACUCGUUUAAACAGUAUACAAAUAACUGAAAAGGAAGUCGGCCAGUGUCUCAGUUCGUUAAAUACAAAAAAGGCAGCAGGUCCGGAUGGGAUCAGUAAUUUUAUGUUGCAGAGUGCAGCAGGAAGUAUAACACCCUCGCUUACUAAACUAUUUAACUCUUCAUUACAAAACGGCGUCUUUCCGUCCGCGUGGAAAAGGUGCCGCGUUUGCCCAGUAUUUAAAAAAGGUGAUCGACAUUGUAUUUCUAACUACAGACCAGUAUGUCUUCAACCAUCGAUAUCCAAAGUAUUUGAAAAAGUCGUCUAUAAACAUUUAUAUCAAUAUCUUACGAUAAACAAUAUUCUUAUUCCUCACAAUGCAGGAUUCAAAAGUGGUGAUUCAACUAUCUGUCAACUAACUAAAAUCGUCCAUAAUAUUUAUAAAGGUUUAGACAACGGUAAUGAUAUGUGUUUGGUAUUCUUGGAUGUGAGCAAAGCCUUUGACAAGGUUUGGCACACAGGUUUACUAUUUAAGUUGAGGCAGAUGGGUAUUGGAGGAAUGUUACUGGCGUGGAUAAAUGAUUACUUAUCUGAUCGAUCAAUCUCUGUUUGCCUCAACGGUAAAGAAUCUAGCUCGAAUCCUACGUACUCAGGAGUUCCUCAGGGCUCUGUACUUGGUCCUUUGUUGUUUCUUAUCUUAAUAAAUGAUAUAAAUACUAAUAUUGAAUGUGACAUAAAUAUAUUUGCUGACGACACAUCCUUGUUAGAAGAAAUUAAAGAUUUACCAGUCUCAGAAACUAGACUGAACCGUGACCUUAGCAAGUUAGCAUCGUGGGCAAAUCAAUGGUGUGUCACAUUCAAUGCUCUUAAGACAGUUUAUUUACUUGUAUCAUUAAAGGGAAAUCCUUCCUAUCCCAAACUGUAUCUUAAUGGCACGGAGGUGAAGAGCGUUCAGUCCCACAAACACCUUGGGAUCUUUUUACAACACAAUGGGAAAUGGGACGAACGCAUUAGAAACUUAGUUAAUAAAUGUAACAAAAAACUGAGUAUUCUCAACCGAUGUAAGAAAUGCCUUACCCGAAAAUGUGUGAAAACUCUAUACUUCAGUCAAAUAAGAUCUACCAUCGAAUAUGGUGACAUCCUGUUUGACAAUUGCGGUAUAGUGUUGUCUCAAAAACUUGAAACAAUUCAGCGAAGAGCUGCUCUUCUCUGUUCUGGGGGCCUACGUCGGACAUCGUAUAGUAAAUUAUUAAAUGAACUAAGAUGGGAACCGCUUUAUGUGAGACGUAGAUCCCACAGAAUUCUUCUUUUCCAUAAAAUUAUAAAUGGGCUAUCGCCUCCUUAUUUGAAAAAAUUACUACCAUGGGGAAAUGAAGCUGUCGUCAGUACAUACAAUCUACGAAAUAAGCACAACAUCCGUCUUCCCAAAGGUCGUAUCCAGUUGUACAUGUCGUCAUUUAUUCCCCAAACAAUUAAAGAUUGGAAUUCAAUACCUCUCCACUUUCGUCACGACUCUCUAGAAAAGCUUAAAUCCUAUCUUAAACCUAGUUUUGUUGACAGCAUUACUAUUUCCGUACUGUACGAUUCUUUUGUAACAUUUUCCUCGAUACUGCAUUGUAGGAUGUGGAUGGGACUGAGCGCUCUUCACGCAGACUUAUUUACCAAUGGCCUUUCAGAUGACCAGUCUUGUCAUAAAUGUAAUUACAAAUGUGAAAAUUCUCAUCAUUUUCUUAUUGAAUGUCCCGCAUAUGCCGCUCAAAGGAAGCACAUGUUCGACAGGUUUACUAAAACGAUUUCUCCAAAUGCUCACUUAUCUAUUUUCCUUCCGCAUUGCUCAAAACAUAUCUCAAAUAUUUUACUUUUUGGAUCAAAUGACCUAUCUCUUGAAGACAAUAAAACCAUAUUCUGUUCUGUGCACAAAUUCAUUCAAGAUACUCGAAGAUUUAUCCAUCGUACUCACCAAGUAGUUCAAACAAGUUCCUUUUAAGGUACAAAGUGCUAAGACUGAAACCCAUUCCUAAAUCUGUUAUAUAAUCGGUACUUAAUGAAGUAUAUGAGUGUGUGCAGUAUUGGAUGCCUAUGUGUAUUGUAAAUAUUGUAAAUAUUUUAUUCUUCACUAUCAAGUUUUGAUUAUAUAAAUGUAUGAUGUAUAUAAGUUGGAGGAGACCCCCUAGUGACCCAUGGGUUGUGGGAUAUCCUCAAUAAACAAAUAAAGAAUUAAAUUAAAUUAAACAUACAGGAAGCAAACUCGAAUGCAAAAAACAAAAAAACACCGUAAAUACAAAAAUACAGUAAGAAGGCAGUUUUAUUGCUUUUGGGGGUAAAGUAAACAUAUAGACUGAGCCUGCGAUAAAGCAGGGACCAUAAGUGUACUAUAUGUGACGAGUCCAAUGAGAUAUAAAAUCAUGAACGAGACGCCGAAUAUUAUGGUGAACCAGUGAACAAAAUAGUGCCCAGUGAUAUAUAGUGUAUAUCACACUAUAAUACUUUGCAGUGUAUGUAUGCGCAUGACAACUGAAUUCUUCACGUCAAUAAAUUAAACAU
This is a messenger RNA of Liolophura sinensis, 8214 nucleotides long. RefSeq names its product multiple epidermal growth factor-like domains protein 10. Lineage: Eukaryota; Metazoa; Mollusca; Polyplacophora; Chitonida; Chitonidae. The coding region runs from base 1 to 1374 and encodes 457 amino acids. The transcript has 9 exons. Gene Ontology annotation, molecular function: scavenger receptor activity. The record is from RefSeq and is a predicted model, not a curated record.